GGUGGCGGGGGUGAGGUCUGUCGGGGGCGCAGGCAGGCUCUAGCGGGCGCGCUCUUACCCCCCGAACACAUGCGCCUAUCUGCACGUCACAGCUCGACCUCUAUCCUGGCUAUUGGAGUCCCACUUCCCGCGCGCUUCGGGGCGGCGAGGGAAUGCGAUCGUCUCAAGCCGCUGCCCGGAGAAUUGCCUGCUGCGUGAGAUCUUAGGUGGAAUGCAAAAGGCGGUGGCGCUUUUUCCUCUCGCUCGCCUCUCUCUUUACUUUUUUCCCUCUCUCUUUGGUGAAGCUGCUAUAGACUUUGUGACAGGUAACGGCCUGCCACCUCCCCUCUUCCCUCCUCCUCCCUCGACCGCGCGGCAACCGGCCCACAAGGAAGCGGUGCAACGCCCAGUCAGCCCAGGCUUGGCUGGUCGCCGAUACAGUGCUGACAUGCACAGCCAAUACUUUCCCUGCCGCGGAUCACGCUGGGCCCGCCAGGAUGACCUGCAGCAGCAGCUUUCUCACAUGCAUGGGGUUAUUGUUAGGAUCGGCCAGAUGAAACAGCGCGCGGAUUCGACGACGUUCCUGCGUCGAGAUUUGGAUUGCGGGCGCCGGCAACGACGAUCCCUCCCGGCCGGCGCAAGGAAUGCAAAGCUGCGUGAGCGAGAGACAAUUCGAGAGCAGCCCCCGGGGCAAAUCAUUCCUCCCUGGCUUCGGAGACAUAGAUAGACCGCUUUAGGCCACAUCCGUUGCUGCAGCCUGCCAAUGCUACCGUGGUGGUGCUAGAGAAUAGAAAUGGUCUGAGCCUGGGCAAUACCGUGGUCAUCUUUUGGGGCUGAAUCUGAUCCAUCAUCACCUGGGUACAUAUUUUCUCCUUUGGGCCAAACCACCGAGCUAACCCUACUCUGUUCCUGUCUGUACUUUCCCUUUCACAAUAGACACA
Aplosporella prunicola CBS 121167 is the source of this 920-nucleotide messenger RNA. RefSeq lists its product as uncharacterized. The transcript has a single exon. The coding region runs from base 212 to 706 and encodes 164 amino acids. Lineage: Eukaryota; Fungi; Ascomycota; Dothideomycetes; Botryosphaeriales; Aplosporellaceae. The record is from RefSeq and is a predicted model, not a curated record.